AUGGCCGGGUCUCCAGUGAUCCUCAGUGUCAUCGUCUUGCUGUCCACCUUCCCAGGGCCUAGCGUCGGAGGCCGCCCCAUGCCCAAGCUGGCCGACCGGAAGCUGUGUGCGGACGAGGAAUGCAGCUAUCCUAUCUCCAUGGCUGUGGCCCUUCAGGAUUAUGUAGCCCCCGACUGCCGCUUCCUGACCAUACACAGGGGCCAGGUGGUCUACGUCUUCUCCAAGCUGAAAGGCAGAGGGCGACUCUUCUGGGGAGGCAGCGUUCAAGGAGAUUACUAUGGAGACACGGCGGCCCGCCUGGGCUAUUUCCCCAGCAGCGUCGUCCGCGAGGACCAGACUCUGAAACCUGGCAAAGUGGACGUGAAGACUGAUACGUGGGAUUUCUACUGCCCGUGAGCUCGGCCCUGCGGUCAGUCCACGACGUCGUCCGCCCCUGCCUUUACGCAAAUACACCAG
This is a messenger RNA of Echinops telfairi (small Madagascar hedgehog), 456 nucleotides long. RefSeq names its product MIA SH3 domain containing (gene MIA). The coding region runs from base 1 to 396 and encodes 131 amino acids. Gene Ontology annotation, biological process: extracellular matrix organization. The record is from RefSeq and is a predicted model, not a curated record. Lineage: Eukaryota; Metazoa; Chordata; Mammalia; Afrosoricida; Tenrecidae. Gene Ontology annotation, molecular function: protein binding. The transcript is spliced from 4 exons.